CAGGAGAGAUGGGGAAGCAUGAGUUGGCAGUGGGCGCAGUGACACUUAUCGCUCUUUCACAAUAAAGGGGCACGCGUCCGGUCUCUCCGCGCCGCUCCCACCGCCGCCCGCCAUGCGGGCCCCACCCCUGCUCCUCUUCUGCCCGACUCCCUCUGGGUAUUUUUAGCGCCGGUGAUGUGCCCUGUCACACCACGUAACGGAAACCACCUCAGAGCCGAGCAGGCAGCAGGCAGCAGGCUUCAGAGCAGCCGUGUGGAGCGCGCCCUGCUCCGCGUUACUGAGAUCUGCAGGAGGCGAAGAGACCGCGGAGGAGAUGACAGUAACGAUCCAUUUGGUGGUGUUGUUCGUGUUGGCGGUUCUUACCGGCUCAUCGCAGACGAGAGGUCAGAGCAGUGUUGCCCCGCCUGUCUUCAUCACCCAGUCUGCCUUCCAGAGCCACGCUAACACCUCAGCAUCUCCCGACCUAACAGAGGAUCCAGGGAACGAGGUCCCCAAGAGGACACGCGAUCCCGCAAGCAGGGAUGAAACCAUGACCAUCACCGGGACCAAAGGAUCAGUCGAUCCGGAGAAUGUCACGAACGCAGUAUUUGAAACUGGCUUGUUGAGCAUGAGCUCUGCGGCGGCAGCAACACCUCCACGCGCGGAUGCGGCAGUCGUCGCGAGCGCUCACACCGGUGCGGCCUCCUCUCCAGCCGCUGCACACGGCCUUUCAUCCACACCACCUCCGUGGGGCACCACCCCUCUGCAUCGCAUCUCACCUGCCGAGAGCAGAGCGCCCCUCACCGGUGAUCCCCCCACCGCUGUUUCAACUCAGCCCGCCCACACGGUGCAGGGCACAAGCUCCACAGCCCGCUCCUCCACCGCCCAGCCGCAGUCCGAAUCACUGACCAUAGACCGCCCUUUGACCUCAGCUCUCGGCCCUGCGGGGCCAAGGCACAGGGAGGUCCCAUCUGAACUUAACAUCGGGGAUGAAGACCUCAAGGUGCCCAGACACCGCCCAAGCUCCCCUUUAGACCCCCUGCUGGCUGGUCUGCUGUCAGUGUUCAUCGUCACCACUGCCAUCAUCUUCGUCGGCCUCUUCCUCAAGCUCCGCCAGCGGACAAACCACCCAGAGUUUCAUCGGCUGCAGGAUCUCCCCAUGGAUGAUUUGAUGGAGGACACGCCACUCUCCAGGUACACUUACUGAGGGGAGCGUCCACUCAGUCAUUAGAACAGAACCACGGUGGACACCAGAGGACGACCUGUUGGGUUGUGGGCAGCUGCAUCUCUGCUGAUGAAGUUUCCCCUUGUGACUGAGUGUCAGUGUGAUCUGCUGCUGUGUGUGAGGGAUUCUUUGAGAACAUAGAAUAUUUUAAAUAAGAGGGGUUUUUUUGCAACACUACAACUUUUUCCCACAUUCCCUUUAAGGAAAAGGAGAUCUACAGUCUGGUGGGUUAUCUUUGUAUCCCUGACUUGACUCCUUAUGGUCGCACAGCACUUUAAUGUGGCAAGAAUGGUCACAACGACUUCUAGAGGACAUGUGAGGUAAUGCGGAUCAAGGUUGCAUGUACAGUAGUCAUUCAAUGUACACUAGCUGACCACCUCAGGAUAUCCAGCGAGGCAUCAGAGAGUAAUAGGCAAAGACAAAAGGAGAAUAUAAAGUAAUUUGAGACACAUCGAAAAGUUGACAACAUGCCCCAAAUGAUUAAGGAAAAUGAAUUGUGAUCCCUUAGGUGACCAAAUAUUAGUGAAGUGCACUUUCACACCAUGUUGCCAGGUUGCACGUGUUGUCUUAAAGCCGAGGUCUUGCAGAACAUCAAAAAAUAAAUAAAUAAGAGCAAGUGAUAUACAGUCUGUUGUAAAAACAGACCAGUUCUGUAACAGUAGAUAUUAUUAUCAUUCAAUUGUUCACACAUCAACUAAAUUAUAUGUGGUAAAUAUUUAUGGCUGCAGCCUUUUUAAUGUGUAGUUAUAUGUGUUAUGGAACUUGUAUCAUCAUAGUCUGAUGCUGGUUUAUAAAACUUGAAUUUGGUUAUUCUGCUCUGAUGAAUAUUGAAUCCACCAAUGCACACGGAGAAGACCCUGCUUCACUAAAUAAUCACUUUACUAUGUGUAAAAUGUAAAGGACAAACUGCUACUACUAUUGUUAAAUGUGCUCAUAUUUAUAUAGUGCAAAGGUUGAGCAGCAUCAGGGAAGUUUUUUGUUACCUGUAUCAGUAUUAUUUGGGAGUAUUGUGCUGAUGUUCUGUUGUACCAAAAUUUUUACCUGGUGUUACUUUAUUAUUAAGUGCCAUUAGUGAUGUAUGAUAUGCCAUUGACAUGUAGACUGUAAGACUUUGUUGAUAUAUUUUCUGUUUGAUAAUAAAACACAAACCACUACAAAGA
Scophthalmus maximus (turbot) is the source of this 2364-nucleotide messenger RNA. RefSeq lists its product as uncharacterized. The transcript has 5 exons. NCBI's taxonomy places the organism in Eukaryota, Metazoa, Chordata, Actinopteri, Pleuronectiformes, Scophthalmidae. The coding region runs from base 314 to 1186 and encodes 290 amino acids. The record is from RefSeq and is a predicted model, not a curated record.